This is a messenger RNA of Sardina pilchardus (European sardine), 7150 nucleotides long. It is a transcript of the gene tanc2a, whose product is annotated as tetratricopeptide repeat, ankyrin repeat and coiled-coil containing 2a. Gene Ontology annotation, cellular component: dendritic spine. Gene Ontology annotation, molecular function: protein binding. The record is from RefSeq and is a predicted model, not a curated record. Lineage: Eukaryota; Metazoa; Chordata; Actinopteri; Clupeiformes; Clupeidae. Gene Ontology annotation, biological process: regulation of dendritic spine morphogenesis. The transcript has 28 exons. The coding region runs from base 491 to 6997 and encodes 2168 amino acids.
CUUGUUGUGAAUGCGCAGCCUACUGCACUCCAUAUCAGGAUAAACGAGGCUGCACUUGAAUUAUUGAAUAUCUUAAAUUUCACCAAACCUUCGUUACGUCGCUUAGUUGCAUUAUAUUUACACACGCGGACUGUUUACUCCAAGGAGGUAAGACUGACUGACGCAAAAGCUCGCAAGAAGUCAACCCACUGGCUUUUUGACUGAGGCAUUCUAAAAUCCAGCUGUUGGUUGAUGUUACGGAUAGCCUGCCUCCCGUGCUGAUAAGACAAACGCCGAUUUCAGAGGCACUGUCUGACAGGAGGAACAAGCGAGAGAAAAAAAAAUCAAGAGCUGUCACGUCCAAGCAAGCGCUAAAGGAGAUGGGAUUGGGGCCUCGGCCCUCUGGAGACAGAUUCAGAACGUCGCCCCCUGCAGGCCAGGCAGGCUCGCUGUGAGGCCCCCGUCCUCCCAUCCAUGAUUUCUUCAUAGCCCUGUACAGACUGGUGCAGUCAUGUUCAGGAACAGCUUAAAAAUGCUGCUUAGCGGCGGCAAGUCCAACCGCAAGAACCGGAAUAGUGGCGGCGGAUCGACAGACAGUGAGGGUGUGUGUGACGGGGACUACGGCGUGCCUCCGCUGCCGGUGACAGAAAGCAUGCAGCACAUGCGCAUCAUGGAGGGCGUGUCGCGAUCGCUGCCCUCGUCCCCUCUGCUCUCGCACCAGGCCCUCAGCUCGCGCCUGCACACUACCAAACGCCUGCCCGGUGAGGGUCAACAUCCGGAGCUUGGCCCCCCUCCCUCGGUGGACGAGGCCGCUAACACCCUGAUGACGCGCCUCGGCUUCCUGCUCGGAGACAAAGUCAACGAGGGGCCCCCAGGGCCACAGUACAGUAUGGAGGAGCCAGACGACAGCCAGGGCAUGCUGGUGACCCAGAGGAUCAGUCCGUGCUCCAGCUUGGCCAGCAGCACAGCGUCGCCUCCCGCUGGCAGCCCGUGCUCCACGCUGCCCCCCGGCCCCCCAGUGCACCCUGGGAACAGAGACUGCAGUGCCUACGGCUCCAUCACCAGCCCCACCUCCACCCUGGAGAGCAGGGACAGCGGCAUCAUCGCCACUCUAACAAGCUACUCGGAGAACGCCGAGCGGGGCGGUAAGCACGGCGACGGCGGCCGCGGCAGCCUGAAGCUGUGGCAGACGCAGAAGUCGUCUGGCGCGGCGGGCAUGGGCAUGGGGAUGGCCAUGGGCAUGGGCCUGGGCGGCGACUCGUUCCUCUACCGCGUGGACGAGAACAUGGCCGCCUCCACCUACAGCCUGAACAAGAUCCCUGAGCGCAGCCUGGACCACGCCUCAUCCCACUCCGCCCACUCCAUCCCCCUCUACCUCAUGCCCCGCCCCAACUCCGUGGCAGCGACGAGCUCCGCUCACCUGGAGGACCUGGCCUACCUGGACGAGCAGAGACACGCCCCCCUACGCACCUCCCUCCGCAUGCCCCGCCAGAGCGCCGGGGCCGCACGCGCCGCUCAGGACCUCAGAGCUUCUGCUAACAUCCAUGCCUGGCAGUCGAGCUCAUUGCGCUUUGCUCCGUACCGGCCGCCGGACAUCGCCCUGAAGCCGCUGCUGUUCGAGGUGCCCAGUCUCUCCACCGACACCACCUUCACGGGCCGCUACUGGCUCUUCCAGGAGGUAGAGGCCGGUCUCCGCGCCAACAACCCCACGGCCAACCGCGGCGUGGUGAUCGUGGGCAACGUGGGCUUCGGCAAGACCGCCAUCGUCUCCCGCCUGGUGGCACUCAGUUGCCACGGCAACCGCAUGCGGCAGAUUGCGUCAGACAGUCCACAUGCCUCACCGAAACAUGGAGAGGGUUUGUCCCUCAGUCAGCCCCAGUCGGCUCAUGGUACUUUAGUGGGGGGCAGCUGUCCUGGAACUCCCGAGAUGAGACGACGCCAAGAGGAGGCGCUCAGAAGACUAGCUUCACAGGUGGUGGCGUAUCACUACUGCCAGGCGGACAACGCCUACACGUGCCUGGUGCCGGAGUUUGUGCACAACGUGGCGGCGCUGCUGUGCCGCGCGCCGCAGCUCCUGUGCUACCGCGAGCAGCUGCUGCGCGAGCCGCACCUCCAGAGCACGCUCAGCCUGCGCUCCUGCGUCCAGGACCCGCUCAACGCCUUCAGGAGAGGGGUGCUGGAGCCCCUGGAGCUGCUGCACAGAGAGAGGAAGAUCGCGUUCGAGGACGACCUGGUCAUUCUGAUCGACGGGCUGAACGAGGCGGAGUUCCACAAGCCUGACUACGGCGACACCAUCGUGUCCUUCCUGUGCAAGACCAUCGACCGCUUUCCCCCGUGGCUCAAACUGGUGGUCACGGUCAGGACGUCUCUGCAGGACGUGACCCACCCUCUGCCGUUCCACCGCAUCUCGCUGGACACGCUGGACGAGAACGACGCCAUCGACCAGGACCUGCAGAGCUACAUCCUGCACCGCAUCCACAGCAGCCCGGAGAUCCAGAGCAACAUCUCGCUCAACGGCAAGAUGGACAACGCCGCCUUCUCCAAGCUCAGCGCCCACCUCAAGGCCCUCAGCCGCGGCUCCUACCUCUACCUGAAGCUCACGCUCGACCUCAUCGAGAAGGGCUACCUGGUGCUCAAGAGCUCCAGCUACAAGGUGGUGCCGGUCAGCCUGGCGGAGGUGUACCUGCUGCUGCUGAACAUGCGCUUCCCGACGCAGUCGUCGUUCGAGCGGGCACUGCCGCUGCUCAACGUGGCGGUGGCCUCGCUGCACCCGCUGACGGACGAGCAGGCGUACGGCGCGGUCAACUCGGGCGCGGUGCGCGGCGCCACCGUGGACUGGGAGGACUUCGUGCAGCGCGCCGAGCUCCUGUCGCCCUUCCUGGUGCGGCGGAGGGACGGCACGCGCAUGUUCGUCCACCCCUCCUUCAGGGAGUGGCUCAUCUGGAGGGAGGAGGGCGAGAAGACCAAGUUCCUCUGUGACCCCAGGAGUGGACACACUCUCCUGGCCUUCUGGUUCUCCCGUCAGGAGGGCAAACUCAACCGCCAGCAGACCAUUGAGCUGGGCCACCACAUCCUCAAAGCACACAUCUUUAAGGGCCUGAGUAAGAAGGUUGGGGUCUCCUCGUCUGUUCUGCAGGGGCUGUGGGUUACUUACAGCACAGAGGGGCUGUCCACUGCCUUGGCCUCCCUUAGGAACCUCUACACACCUAAUAUUAAGGUCUCUCGCCUGCUGAUCCUGGGCGGUGCCAACGUGAACUACCGCACGGAGGUGCUGAGCAACGCGCCCAUCCUGUGCGUGCACGCCCACCUGGGCUACGCCGAGACGGCGGCGCUGCUGCUGGAGUUCGGCGCCAGCGUGGACGCCACGUCCGAGAGCGGCAUCAGCGCCCUGAGCUACGCCGCCGCCGCCGGGCACCUGCCCAUCGUCACCAUGCUCUGCGCCAAGAAGGCCAAGGUGGAUCACCUGGACAAGAGUGGUCAGUGUGCUCUGGUGCACGCUGCCCUGCGGGGCCACCUGGAGGUGGUGAAGUUCCUGGUGCAGUGCGACUGGAGCCCAGACGGCCAGCAGGGGGCGUUCAGCAAGAGCCACGCCGUUCAGCAGGCCCUCAUCGCAGCUGCCAGCAUGGGCUAUACAGAGAUUGCAUCUUACCUAUUGGACCUACCUGAGAAAGAUGAGGAGGAAGAGGAGCGAGCACAGAUCAACAGCUUUGACACUCUUUGGGGAGAGACAGCUCUGACAGCGGCAGCUGGCCGGGGGAAGCUGGAUGUGUGCCGUCUGCUGCUGGAACAGGGUGCCGCUGUGGCACAACCAAACCGCCGUGGCAUCGUGCCCCUCUUCAGCGCCGUGCGCCAGGGACACUGGCAGAUAGUCGAUCUGCUACUGAACCAUGGGGCCGACGUCAACAUGGCCGACAAGCAGGGCCGCACUCCCCUCAUGAUGGCCGCCUGUGAGGGACACCUUGGCACCGCCGAGUACCUGCUAGCACAGGGGGCAUCCCUGGCGCUGAUGGACAAGGAGGGGCUCACGGCUCUGAGCUGGGCGUGUCUGAAGGGCCAUCUCCCAUUGGUCCGUGCCCUGGUGGAAAAGGGCGCGGCCACCGCCCAUGCGGAUAAGAGCGGCCGAACCCCGCUGGACCUGGCCGCCUUCUACGGAGACUCGGAGGUGGUGCAGUUCCUGGUGGAUCACGGUGCGAUGAUCGAGCACGUGGACCACAGCGGCAUGAGGCCUCUGGACCGGGCCGUGGGCUGCAGGAACACAUCAGUGGUGGUGGCCCUACUGAAGAAGGGUGCCAAGAUAGGUCCAGCGACGUGGGCGAUGGCCACCUCAAAGCCGGACAUCAUGAUCGUGCUUCUCAGCAAACUGAUGGAGGAAGGAGAUGGCUUCUAUAAGAAAGGGAAGGUGAAGGAGGCUGCCCAACGGUACCAGUAUGCGCUGAAGAAGUUUCCUCGUGAGGGCUUCAGCGAGGACCUGAAGACCUUCCGUGAGCUCAAAGUCUCCCUGCUCCUCAACUUGUCCCGCUGUCGCAGGAAAAUGAACGACUUUGGGAUGGCUGAGGAGUUUGCCACCAAGGCUCUAGAGUUGAAACCCAAAUCGUACGAGGCCUUUUACGCCCGAGCCCGCGCCAAGCGCAGCAGCAGGCAGUUCCACGCAGCCCUGGAGGACCUGAAUGAAGCCAUGCGCCUGUGCCCCAACAACCGUGAGAUCCAGCGCCUGCUGCAGCGCGUGGAGGAGGAGUGUCGUCAGAUGGCCCAGCAGCAGCAGCAGCAGGAGCUGGACCAGCAGCCCCCUUCCCCGCCCCCCGACCACCACCACCACCACCACCACCACCAGGAGCCGCCCGCCCUGCCCCCGGCGCCCCUCCUGGAGCCGCGGCUGUCCGACAUGGAGCCCGUGCAGGACCUGUUCGAGGAGGACGACGAGGACUACCUGGAGCGCGACAUGGAGGCUCUGCCGCCACUAGGGGGCGGCGGCGGCGGCGGUGGCGCCCGCUGCAGCCCCGCCACGCUGCCCGUCAUCCAGAACAUGCCGCCGUCGCCGGGCCACCACCGCGACUCGCCCUACCUGUCGGACGGCCGCGGCGGCGGCGGCGGCGGGCAAAGCUACGAGCUGCGGCCCAGUCCGCCGUCGGGGCCGUCGCCCACGCGGCAGGGCUACCAGGCAUCGUCCCCCUCGCCCUCCUCGCUCUCGCCCACCCACCAGGGCGCCGGGCACUUCCGGCCGAGCCCGCCGCACACCUCCCCGGCCCACCAGAUGUCUCCGCAACAGCUGCAACAGCAGCAGCAGCUGCCGCCGGGCGGUUCCUACCACUUCAGCCCGCCACCCUCUCCUCUCCGCCGGGGCCCGCAGCAGCAGUACCGCACCAGCCCGGCCUCCGAGGCCACGGGCCUCUACCGCCCGCAGUCGGCCUCGGCCGCCUCGGCCCGCUACCACCAGGAGGUGCCGCUCCAGCUGCCCCCGUCGCACCACCCUCACCCUCACCACCACCCGCACCACCACCCGCACCACCCCCACCCCAACCCGCACCACCCCCACGCCGGGCGGCCCAAGUCGCCGCUGUCCAAGCUGCCGGCGCAGCGCUCCUUCCAGCUGCCGCAGCAGGUGCAGGUGCAGGUGCAGGUGGCGCCGCAGCAGGGCCAGUGGCUGCAGCCGGCCAAGGCGCAGAUCGUGCGCACCAACCAGCCCAGCGCCGCCGUGCACUCCAGCGCCGUGCUGGGCAGCAGCGCCUACAGCCAGAUGGCGCACUCCAUGAGCGCCCGCUGCCCCGGCGACGCCAUGGACGAGCUGAGCGAGGGCGGAUUGGGCGGAUUGGGCGGCCUGGGCAUCAGUGGGUACGGCUCGCUGCAGGUGCAGGGGAGCCUGAGCGCGGGCAUGCUGUACCAGCGCGCCAUCAGCAUGGACCCGGCGCUGAUGGAGGACGAGCCGCCGCCGCCGCCGCAGCAACAGGCCCCGCUGCAGCGCCCGCAGUCGGCCUACCAGCGGCCCGCGCCCGGCCCAGGAGGAGGAGGGGGAGGAGGGCUGCGCGCCUACGGCCAGACGCCGCAGAUCAGCCGGAGCCAGUCGGCGGCGUACUACUCGUCGGGGCUGCCGCCGUCGCUGCACGAGCUGGAGCGCCAACAGCAGCAGCAGCAGGCGCCGGGGCUGGGCUCGCCCGAGAACCCGCACGCCCUCCGCAGGCCCGUCAGCGCCACCGCCGCCUCCGUCGCCGCCGCCGAGCCCAAGCCGCACCCGCCCACGCCACGCCCGCUCAUCCACUCGCAGAGCGUGGGCCUGCGCUUCUCGCCCUCCGCCAGCAGCCUGGGCGGAGGUGGGGGCGGAGGAGGGGGCGGAGGAGGAGGCUCGGCGGUCAACCUCGGCCCCGGCUUCCGGCCCUCGCCCUCGGCGCAGCAGAUGGAGAUCCCGCUGCAGCUGGCGUACGAGGGCGGCUACUGCGACGAGCUGUCGCCCGUGUCGCCGCCGCAGGGCGGGCCGCUGGACAUGCGCGUGAUGGGCGGCACGUACCCGGGCGAGGCCCUGCGCUCCCGCGCCACCCCCUUCAUGGGCAUCAUCGACAAGACGGCGCGCACGCAGCAGUACCUCCAGCAGCCCGUGCCGCCGAUGACCAUGACGAUGCCCAUGCCGCCGCCGCCGCCGCCGUCUCAGCAGCCGUCCUCGUCCUCGUCGUCCUCCUCGCCCUCGUCCCGCGCCUGGGCCGUGUCGUCGCUGGACACGGUGGUCAGCAGCCCGGCCACGUCGCCCAGCAACACGGCGUACGGCCACAUCGCCUACUACAACCGCACCAACAACGCCCACAACGGGCACCUGAUGGAGGAGGACUACUACUCGGUGCCCGCGGCGGCCGACGCCAUGGGCCGCGUCAGCCAGGCGCCCACCUACCCGGACGUGAAGGUGGCGCGGACGCUGCCCGUGGCGCAGGCCUACCAGGACGCCGGCGACUACCGGCAGAUGGGCCGCGCCGACCGCCAGGGCCCCGCCUCCCCCAUCAAGCCAAAGAGACCGUUCGUGGAGUCCAACGUGUAGGGCAGCAAGGCGGCUCCAACACACACACACACAGACACACACACACACAGACACACACACACACUCCCAUACUCACACACACAGUGUGUAUGUUCACAGACCGUCCCACCAAUGAGCUUUCAGAACAGCCGGGUGACGCUAGCCAUCCCAUCA